AUGUUCAAUGAGGCAAGACGCACCUGGUCCCAAGCUCAACAAGCUACAGCCUCCUUGCGUCGUGACCGUGGAUUUGGCCAACAUGCGCAUGACUCUGGAAAAGGCAAGGGAAAAUGUUUCAACUGUGGGGGAAACCAUUAUGUUCGAGAUUGUCCUGAUCGUUUGCACCCUGGUCCCCGAAAAGGAGUUGGUAAACAUUUAUCUCAAGCUGAACUUGAUGCGUAUUUGUUGAAGGGCAAAGGCAAAAGCAAAUCCAAGGGUCUUCAUGUGGUAAGUUGGGACGAUGGUUGGUAUGGGGAUAGCUAUGAAAACUAUGGCAUGUUCAAGGGCAAGGGCACAUAUGGUAAGAACGUCAAGGGCAAGUACAAACCCUCCUUGAAUACCUAUGUCAUGGACUAUGACUACCAUUCUUCCUACUGUUUGGAGCUUUUCCCAUUAGAGUUGUUUUCAACAUCACAACCUUCAACUACGUGUCCUCAACGUUCAGUUCCCCUUGGGUUUGGUAUGUUGGAUUGUGGUGCAACAGCCGCAGCAGGACCAGAGUCCUCCGCAAAAUUGCUGAUUUCCAAGUUGCGUGAGAUCGACCCUGAAAUUGGUGUUCAUUUGGAUGAUUCUCGAAGACCUUAUUUUAGGUAUGGUUCUGGCCAGUGGGGACGAUCACUAUAUCACUUGACCUUGGUUUCUGCGAAAGAUCCUUCAAGAACUUUUGAGAUGUAUACUUUGCCUGACCCCGAUGGUUUUGUCUACGGUUGGUCUUCACCUUCACAACUGGUACCCAUUCUUGUUGGCAUGGAUCAUUUACAAAAGAUCGGUUUGGUUUUGGAUUUUUCUGAUGAAUUUGCACUACAUGGUGCUGAACCUGAAGCUGAACCCUAUUGCCUGCGCAAGAACCCCAAGGGUCACUUCAUGAUUGACCUGGUGUACUACCUGUGUGGUGUGAUCUCUGAUGCCGAGGCCAUUGACACCUUUGCGGCAACCAUGGAUGGCGCUUCGCCUCAAUCUUCAGCUCCAAAGAGCCCUUCGUUGCCUCUCGAGCACGACCGAGCUCUACCGGCAGAUCCUCGAGAUCCUCGCAGCCAAUCAACAUGGCCUUGCAACGGCUCUCACGAGCACAAGACCAAUGGCGGCAACGCUUCGGGCAUUUGGUCGGAUUGUGCAACAUGUGGCCUGAGGAUGAGCUACAUUCCUCGACAAGGUACUCCAGCGAAAUACAUGACCCAGAAUGCCCCGGAGGUCAUCACCAAUGCCCUGAAGAUGCUGAAGGAGCACUUGACCGAGGACCAAAAGCCCAAUGCCAGCAUGGUGAAGACUUGCAUCAGGCUGGUGGAAUCUUCAAUGGCGAUCGAGGCGCACAAGGCCAAGUUGACCCUGAUGGAGGCUCAUCACCAAAGCCUCAAAGCUCACCUCCAGCUGCUCCUUGCCGCGCCUGUGACCCAGCUGUGCGAGGAGGAUCAGAGCGAGGCCCAGAGUCUGCUGUCCAUGCUGACCGGAGACGAAAUUGCCCGGCUGAGAGAGAUUGCUGCAGAACGAGUUCAAGUGUUUCCCAUGUCUCCGCCCGACUCCGAGGACAACAACGAGCCUGAGGAUGCGUCCUUGGCUGAGGACUUUGAGCUUUUGCACUUUGUUGAGUCGAAGAUGAUUGAAGGGAAUCCUACGGUUGGUGGCUCUGCAAAGUUUUGUGGCCUACCUUUGAAGAUUGGCCGUGCUGCAGCGUCCUUGAUGGCAAUGCUGAUGCUUCAUGCUCAAGUAGGACUUCAAGACCUACUACGUGGUGAUGAACGGGUAGAUUGCUGGGAGCUCUUUUGUGCACCUGACAGCUGGUUGGCCGCUGCCUGUCAAUCUGAAGGACUUCGAGCUUCCCGCAUCAACCUUCACCAAGGCUAUGACUUGUACCAGCCUUCAACCUAUGAUGAGCUGCGAGAAAGAUUCCACCGUGAAAGACCCAAACGUGUCUGGGUUUCAACAAGAUGCACAUAUUGGUGCCCAUGGACUUCUUUGAACUACAGGUCCAUUGAACAAAAGCAGAACUUGGAGAAGUUCCGGCGCAAAGAACGAGCUAUGUUCAAGCUGCUCAUACCCUUCCUGGUGGAGAUGCUCACUGCAUACCCUGACACUGAGCUGUUUUGGGAAUGGCCUACAAGAUGCUAUGGCUGGAAAGAAACCUGGUUGGAAACUCUGCAACGUGAACUUCAUCGACUUGACCGUGAUUGGCUUUUUGGUCGAAUCGAUGGUUGCAGGUAUGAACUUCGCUCUCAGCUUGGACUUUUGCUGCAGAAGCGAUGGACUAUUGUCACAAGCUCCAGCAGUUUCUUCCAGACCUACCGCAACAAAACAUGCGUGGGCAACCAUGACCACGACUAUGUGCAGGGACUGGAGACCAGCCGCAGUGCCUACUACCCUUGGAAGAUGUGCAAGUCCAUUGCACAACACUGGCGCCGAGAACUUUAUCCUGAAAAAUGGCUUCAUCGACUUCACUCUCCACUACCUCUUCACCUCAACAUGGCUAAGCAAGAGCACACCUUGCGGUUGGACUUGAUGCCGCAGAUGCUCCAAGAUGAACAACCCUCAGCACAAGAUCUUCGCACUUGGCAACUUCAACUUUUGAAGUAUCACAAAGCUGCUGGUGAUCUGAUGCGAUCCUUUCUUUCUGAUGUGGGCAUACAACUGGAAGUGCCACCUGUGAAGGAGAGUUGGAGUCACGGCAUCAUGGAGCGAUGUGUCCAAGAGAUCAAAACGGUUGCCUCCAAACUGACCUUGUCUCAUCCUGAAAUGUCUGUUCACAAUGUGCUGGCUUUGACCACCAUGGCUUUGAACUCAACAGAAACGGUGCGUGGAUUUUCACCGUACCAAUGGGUCUAUGGCCAAAAGUUCACCUUGGAUGAUGAAGAUGAGCGUGCUAUGGCUCAACUGACACCAUCAACCGCUGCUUUGGACUCUACGCAGCUGAUGGUGAAUCGCCGUGAAGCUGAGGCGAUGGCUCGUCAAGUUCAUGCUCAACGAGUCUUGGUGAAACUCAAGAACAGCGAGGAGCCUGACGAGAACGAGGAACAGGGUCCACAUCUUCCACUUCAACCUGAUGCUGACACCAUGAAGAUGCCUGAAUAUGUGCCCAAGACGCGACACACCACAAAGUCCGGACCCAAGCGGCAUCAAGUUUUACCACCACCUGCUGAGCCCAUGCCUUCCAUUUUCGAAGAAUUGCCACCAGUGCCACCUGACAAUGCACUGGAUGAAAACGAUGUGGUUCCAUCACCCUCUACUCCAGCUGAUGAUCCCUUGAAUGACUAUGGUGAUCCCACAUACGUUCCUGAUAGCGAUGAAGAAGUUGGCAACACUGGCAUAGGCAGUGGCCGUGGUGACAGUGAUGCUCCUGAUGAUGGCCUUUCUCAACAACAACCUCUCCUACAAUCCAGAGCCUCUUCUGACAAACCACCUCCCUCAAAUGAGCCUGAAUCCAAAAGACAGCGUGUUGAAGAUGAAGAACAAGCACUCUACAAGUGUUUUAUGGAAGCGGAAGAGUGCUACAUGCUUUCUGCGGAGUUGGAUGUGACCUCUCAACGCCAAAAACAACAGUUUGUCGAACAUCCAAGCCUCUUUUUGGCACAAAAGAUGCGAGAUUGCGAAGUCAGUUUGACUCGCCUGAAACCUGAACAUCGCAAACUCUUCGACCGUGCCAAGACCAAG
Cladocopium goreaui is the source of this 3684-nucleotide messenger RNA. The record is from the annotation of a GenBank genome assembly. NCBI's taxonomy places the organism in Eukaryota, Dinophyceae, Suessiales, Symbiodiniaceae.